AUGGCGAAGUCCAUUGAGGACCGUGACGAGCUGCUCGCCGACGUCCGCUACCGGCUGGAGCAAGCUCCAGCUGUGUACAAGGCAUACUAUGACAAGCACCAUAGGGAGGUUCGCUUUGCCGUGGAUGACUGGGUCUGGCUCCGUCUUCAUCAGCACACCGCGGCGUCCCUACAUGCUCCUACGACGGGCAAGCUCAAGGCCUGUUUCUACGGACUGUACCGCGUCGUCGCCGUCAUCAACGACGUCGCCUACCGCCUCCAGAGGUCUCGAUUUCGAACACAAGGGAUGAGACCUGGAGUAGUGCCUUACCAAAGCAUCAUAUCUGCUUUGCAGCGGAUUGCAGAGGAAGAAGGAAUCCAUGGAUUGUACAGUGGUCUCCUGCCUUCUGUAGUUGGGGUUGCUCAUGUAGCCAUCCAGCUCCCAGUCUAUGAAAAGGUGAAACUAUACUUUGCUAAAAGAGACAAUACUACAGUUGAUAAACUCAGCCCUACACAAGUAGCUAUGUGUUCAUCAGGAUCCAAAGUAGCUGCCUCGAUAAUAACAUACCCACAUGAGGUUGUACGAUGCAAGUUGCAACAACAAGGCCGUGAUCAUGAUGGUUCUAUGCGGUAUAGUGGUGUAGCUGACUGUAUCAAGCAAGUUUACAGAAAGGAAGGUUUUCCUGGCUUUUACCGAGGCUGUGCUACCAACUUGUUGAGAACCACCCCAAAUGCUAUCAUUACUUUUACCAGCUAUGAGAUGACCAGUCGGUUCAUCAACCAGCUUCUGGCCCCGUAA
Panicum virgatum (switchgrass) is the source of this 777-nucleotide messenger RNA. Its product is annotated as nicotinamide adenine dinucleotide transporter 2, mitochondrial-like. Bases 1 to 777 code for a protein of 258 amino acids. The record is from RefSeq and is a predicted model, not a curated record. Gene Ontology annotation, biological process: NAD transmembrane transport. The transcript has 6 exons. Lineage: Eukaryota; Viridiplantae; Streptophyta; Magnoliopsida; Poales; Poaceae. Gene Ontology annotation, molecular function: NAD transmembrane transporter activity.